CUGGACCAAUGCCCGUCUGAGCUUUGAUGACAGACUUCGCUUCAAAGGGAAGAAGCCUUUUGGUGUGAAUUUUCAUCCUGGGUAUGUAGAGUUUUAUGCAUUGGGGGAGUUUUGUGAAUCUUUCUGGUGCUGCUGAACAUCAUCGUUGUUGGGUUCCUCUGGUCGGUCUUUUUGGGAUUUGAGAGACUGUUGCUGGUGGGUUUUUGAGGGAAUGCAGAUGGGAAAAUCAGCAGCUUUGGUCUUGCUCUAUGCGGUGUCCUUCUGUUUAAUGGUUGGAGCUGGGAGAGCCCAGCUGAAGACUGUCCUGAUAAACUGUGGCACGAAUUCUAGUGUUGAUGUGGAUGGCAGGAGAUGGGUUGGUGACUUGGCCGCCAACAAUAACCUUACCGUUAGUCCCGCUCCGACGGCCGACACCACCGCCGCGCUGAGCAGCAAUACUUCUUUAGGUCCGAUCUACGGAUCUGCCCGUAUUUUCGCGGGCGGAUUGAACUAUACCUUCCAAGAAGUUCAAGGGGACUAUUUUCUUCGGCUUCAUUUUUGCCCGUUCACCUUCGAUCAGUAUAAUGCGAAUGAAUCUGUGUUCGGCGUCGCGGCGAACGGUUUGGGGCUGCUGUCACAAUACAGUGUUCCGGGUGAUAUCGCAACCGAGAACAAUAAUGGUUCAUCCUAUCUGAUCAAAGAGUUUUUCCUCUCCAUCGAUUCGAACGACCUCGUCAUCGAGUUUCUUCCAUCGAAAGGGUCAUUCGGGUUCAUAAAUGGACUAGAAUUGGUAGCUUCGGAGGAUAACCUGUUUGCUGAUGCAAUUAGUAAAGUUGGAGGGAACAGUGUGAAUCUGAAUCUGAGCGGACGGGGCAUGGAAACAAUGUACAGGUUGAAUGUUGGGGGGCCUCAGAUCAAACCCAGCCAAGAUCCGGAUCUAUGGAGGACAUGGGAGGUUGAUACUAGCUACAUGACCAAUGUCGACGCCGGCUAUCAAAUAAAGAACAAUUCCAAUAUUACUUAUGCUUCGUCCAACGACUCGUCCAUAGCUCCCCUUCUCGUGUAUGAAACGGCGAGAACCAUGUCCAACACCCAAGUUCUUGAGAAGAGGUUCAAUAUGUCGUGGAAACUCACGGUGGAUCCGGGUUUCGACUACCUCGUCCGGUUACAUUUCUGCGAGCUGCUCUUUGGACAGCCCAACCAGAGAAACUUCAGAAUCUACGUGAACAACAGGACCGCAGCUGAUAACUUUGAUAUCUACGCCCGAGCCGGAGGGAAGAACAAAGCGUAUCACCAGGACUAUUUGGAUGCGGUCUCGUCGAGAGUCAGCACAUUGUGGAUUCAGCUUGGGCCCGACACGGCCACUGGUGCAUCCGAAACUGAUGCUCUCUUAAACGGUCUGGAGAUAUAUAAGCUGAGCCGAAAUGGAAAUCUUGCCUAUGUAGGUGCAUUCAAUUCAGCUCAAAACACAACAAACAAGUCGAGAGCUCGUAGUCUCUUGGCAGGAAUUGGAGCCGGUAUAGGCUCUGUGCUGAUCCUCGCAUUUGCGGUUACCAUUGUCUUCCUUCUGAGGAGAAGACGGAGAAGCGAGAUCGGUAGUAAAAAUAACGCUCUCGGGUGGCGGCCACUCUUCCUUCAUGGGGCCAUAUCGAAUACAACCACUAAUGCCAAGGAAGCUGCGGGAACCAAGAACCAGAACGGGUCUGUCGCCUCGAUGAGAUUGGGGAGGCGAUUUACGGUAGCAGAAAUCAGAGCAGCGACCAAGAACUUCGAUGAGAAAAUGGUCAUUGGAGUAGGGGGCUUCGGUAAGGUGUACAGAGGCGAAAUCGAAGACGGCACCCUCGCCGCCAUCAAGCGUGCCCAUCCUCAGUCGCAGCAAGGCCUUGCAGAAUUCGAGACGGAGAUCGAGAUGCUCUCGAAGCUGAGGCACAGGCAUCUGGUGUCCAUGAUCGGGUUCUGCGAAGAACAGAACGAGAUGAUCCUGGUGUACGAGUAUAUGGCCAAUGGAACUCUGAGAAGCCAUCUCUUUGGCAGUGAUCUUCCGCCGUUAAGCUGGAGGCAGCGACUGGAGGUCUGCAUAGGAGCUGCACGAGGACUGCAUUACCUUCAUACCGGAGCCGACCGAGGCAUAAUCCAUAGGGAUGUCAAGACAACCAACAUUCUACUCGACAAAAACUUGGUGGCGAAGAUGUCGGAUUUCGGAUUGUCGAAAACGGGUCCUGCCCUGGAACAUACCCAUGUUAGCACCGCCGUGAAAGGGAGCUUCGGAUAUCUCGAUCCCGAAUACUUCCGGCGACAGCAACUGACACAGAAGUCUGACGUGUACUCUUUCGGCGUCGUGCUGUUCGAAGUCGUCUGUGCUCGGGCCGUCAUCAAUCCAAGCUUACCGAAGGAUCAGAUAAACCUUGCGGAAUGGGCUUUAGGGUGGCAACGGCAGAGAUCGCUCGAAACCAUCAUCGAUCCACGUCUCGGGGGACAAUACUCGCCAGAGUCGAUGAAGAAGUUCGGGGAGAUAGCAGAGAAGUGUCUUGCUGACGAGGGGAGGAGCCGACCGACCAUGGGAGAGGUUCUGUGGCACUUGGAGUACGUCCUGCAACUCCACGAGGCUUGGCGGCAGCGGGCGAACGACGCAGAAAGCUCCUCCCUCAAUGUCGAGAGCUCGGAAGACUGCCAAGCGGCGGGAGGAGCAGAGGAGAGGCGGAACCCUCUGUUUACAGGCCCGGAUUCAGCAAUCGGCCGGAACACAGAGGGGAACGGCGAAUCUGUGGCCAGAGACGAAUAAAGAACACAUGGUACACGACUAGCAAGGAGUACAGACCGCGUGUUUUUACAUUCUUUUAUACGUUCUUCCUAAUUCAUUCCGAUUCGUUUCAUUGAAAUUUCGGAGUACCUGUAAGGCUCGCGAUUGUCCUAAGAAUCCUGAGGGGGGUCGAGUUCGUAAGAAAACCGAGAGUUUUCGCGCAUUGUCUAUGCUUCUAUCUUUGAUCUUUCAUCAUCA
Molecule: messenger RNA, 2977 nt
Organism: Syzygium oleosum
Lineage: Eukaryota; Viridiplantae; Streptophyta; Magnoliopsida; Myrtales; Myrtaceae
Product: probable receptor-like protein kinase At1g30570
Exons: 1
Coding region: 212-2761 (849 amino acids)
Biological process (GO): protein autophosphorylation
Cellular component (GO): plasma membrane; plasmodesma
Molecular function (GO): transmembrane receptor protein tyrosine kinase activity; ATP binding
Source: RefSeq, a predicted model, not a curated record